AUGGCGGAAACUGAAACCGUAGUUGAUCCUCAGCCCUCUAAAGAAGAAGAAGAAGCUGCAAAUGGAAACGAAGAACAUAUGCCCGAUGUUCAGAAACCUAGUGACGAUUCCGAUUCCGAUUCCGAUUCCGACGACGAAACUCAAGAGAAGGCCCAAACUGAAGCCCUAGAAUUGGAGCUCUACAAUAAUCCCUCCAAUUACGACUCUCAUGUUCAAUAUAUUAAACUUUUGAGGAAGCAAGGGGAUAUAGAUAAGCUGAGACAAGCAAGGGAGGCAAUGAGUGCGCUGUUUCCUCUAAGUCCUGAAAUGUGGCGAGAGUGGGCAAAGGAUGAGACUACCAUGUGCUCUGGAGAGGAUGCUUUCCUUGAGGUGGAAAAGCUUUUCGAGCAAGGGCUGUCUGAUUAUCUGUCUGUUGCCCUGUGGUGUGACUACUUAAAUUUUGUUCAAGAGUAUGAUACAUCGGUCCGUGAAUGUUCUACUAUUGGUAUUUCAAAGGCAAGAAAUCUCUUUGAGCGUGCUAUUACUGCUGCUGGGUUACACGUUGCUGAGGGUUGCAGUAUAUGGGAAUUAUACAGGGAGUUUGAACAAGCUAUUGUUCUGACUAUUGAGGAAACUGACUCUGAGGCAAGAGAAAAGCAGAUACAGAGAAUACGGAAUUUGUUCCAUCGCCAGUUAUCUGUUCCCCUUGUUGACAUGACAUCAACUCUUCUUACGUACAAGACCUGGGAAGCAGAUCAGGGGGUCACUGUGGAUGUCAAUAGUAGCAAAUGCGAUGGUCUUCCCUCUCAUUUUGUGUCUGCAUAUCAAAGGGCAUUGGGGAUGCUGAAUGCUCGUGCUGAUUUUGAAGAAAAAAUUUCCAAAAAGGAUGUAGACGACUCUGAAAAACUUAAAGAAUUCAUGACUUACUUGAAGUUUGAGCAGUCAUCAGGAGAUCCAGCUCGUGUAAAUAUCCUGUAUGAGCGUGCUAUAACUGAGUUUCCUAUAUCCUCUGAUCUAUGGCUUGAUUAUACUCGGUACUUGGAUAAGACAUUCAAGACCUCGAAAAUUGUAAGGGACGUUUAUAACAGGGCAACAAGAAACUGUCCCUGGGUUGGAGACUUAUGGGUUUGCUAUUUACUCUGCUUAGAACGAUGCCAUGCUUCUGAGGAAGAAUUAUCAAGUGUAUUUGAGAAGUCACUGCAAUGCACAUUCUCAAGCUUCGAUGAGUACCUGAAUGUAUUUCUCACCAGAGUAGAUGAGUUAAGGAGGAGAAUUUCUGCAUCGACUCAAGUGGAAGAUGGCAUAAAUUAUGCUGUUAUAAGGGAUAUAUUUCAGCGCGCAUCAGAUUACUUAUCACCACACCUCAAGAAUACGGACAGUUUUCUUCGCAUGCACAGUUAUUGGGCUCAUUUAGAGUCAAAAUUGGGCAAAGAUAUGAUUGCAACUCGUGGUGUCUGGGAGAGCUUGCUUAAAAUUAGUGGAUCUAUGCUGGAAGCUUGGCAAGGUUAUAUAGCGAUGGAAAUUGAAAUGGGCCAUAUAAAUGAAGCUAGAUCCCUCUACAAGAGAUGCUACAGUAAAAGGUUCACUGGGACAGGCUCAGAGGAAAUUUGUCAUUCGUGGGUUCGUUUUGAAAGAGAAUAUGGUUCGCUGGAAGACUUUGAUCUUGCUGUCCAAAAGGUGACUCCUCGUCUUCAAGAGUUGCAUCUAUUCAAACUGCAGCAGGAGAACCAAACUGUUGGUGCGCCAACAGAUGAGAGAGAAAAUUUAGUUAGGAAAAAUUUGAGGGAAAAGAGAAAGCCAGUUUCAAGUUCAAUGGAUGAGCAGUCUCCAGCAAAACGUAGGAAAGAUUUGGAUCAGAAAAAUAAUAAAGCUUAUGGGAAUGAUAAAGGUCAUGGAAGACACUUGGCUGAAGCAAAUGAAGUUGCUCAAGUACAUGACAGCAAAGCAGACAGUGCUAGCACUAAGGAAACGAAGAAUCAUUCUCCUAGAAAACCUGUUAUAUACAGUGAUCAAUGCACUGCCUUCAUAUCUAACCUCAGCCUUCAGGCAACUGAUAAGGAUCUCCGUAGCUUCUUUAAUGACGUUGGAGGAGUGGGUGCUAUUCGGAUAUUAACCGACAAGGACAAGAGACCAAGGGGGUUGGCAUAUGUGGAUUUCUCCGAUGAUGCACACCUGGCUGCAGCUGUGGAGAAGAACAGACAAAGUUUACUGGGCAAGAGAUUAAGCAUUGCAAGGUCAGAUCCCCAGAGAGGCAGAGGGAAAAAAACUGCUGGGCGUAGCUCUAAAUUUGACCGUGGUGAAAUGAAUUCAGAAGUUUCUGUUGAGUCUUCCAAAGGGAGAAGGGGACCUCAGCCACAAUCUGCCGGUCAGGGGCAUGGAGAUGAUGUGCAGCUGAUAGGGAAGAACACAUUUGCUAUGCCAAGAAACGUGCGAGCCCUGGGUUUUCCCAGCAGGGAUAAGCCACAAUCUGGAGAAGCUAAGGAAUUGGGAGACGAAAAUCCAAAAUCGAAUGAUGAGUUCAGGAAGAUGUUCCUGAAAGGUUGA
This is a messenger RNA of Fraxinus pennsylvanica, 2523 nucleotides long. NCBI's taxonomy places the organism in Eukaryota, Viridiplantae, Streptophyta, Magnoliopsida, Lamiales, Oleaceae. The record is from the annotation of a GenBank genome assembly.